UUUACUAAAAUUUGAUAACAAAAUUGUAUCACUCUUUUCAUAUUUUUUCAAUAAGCAAGCAUUCGUUAUAAGUCAUUACGCCUGUUAUUGUGUUAGUUUUCAAUGACCUAGUAAACUUCAAGAGGAUUAAAGAAUUAUUUAGUAUAGAUUCUAGAGCUUAUGGACUAUCAAUUAUGUUAAAGAUAUAUUCAUAGUAUUAAUAAAAUUGUGAUACUAUAGUUACCAAUAAUUAAUUUAAUAAUUUUGUUACAUAAUAUUUAACUGUUAUUGAAAGUAUAAAAAUGUAAUUUAAUUUUUAUCUAUUUGUUAAGUAGUAUUAUUUAAUGUGAAAUUCAACUAUAAAAAUCUUUAUGUAUUAAAAUGAUAUUGUUAGAAAUUUUCUGUCAUCAGUAUUUUUAACUUGAAAUUCAGUACUUAAAAUGAUCAUUAUAUAAUUUAUUAAAAAUUUUAAGAAUUAAUUAUUAUAAGUGUUAUUAUUAAGGAUUAUUAUCUUUCAUUGCAAAUCUUUUAAAACUUUUAAUAAUGCAUAAAAUACUAAGAAAAAAAAUUCCAAUAUAUUCCAGAUUUUUUUCAGUGUCUAGUGUUUCUAAAUGUUUAAAUUUGGAUUCUAAAAUUUUCAUAUCUAAAGAACAAUCUGUAGAUUAUGUUAAAUCUUUUGUCUCCAUGUGUCCAGAAGGGAAAAUUGAAAAUAAACGUCAAGCGGCUGUUCUUAUACCUUUAUGUUAUGUGAAUAAUGAGUUAUCUUUACUAUAUACAUUAAGAACAAAUAAUUUGAAGAGAAAUAGUGGACAAGUAUCAUUCCCUGGUGGAAUGAAAGAAGAUAAUGAAGAUCUUCGAUUAACUGCCUUAAGAGAAACAUGUGAAGAGCUUGGAAUUAAUGAUAACAAUGUAGAAAUAUGGGGUCAUGGCAAAUUUCUUUUAUCACGAGAUAUAGCAAUAAUGCCAUUCUUAGGAAAUCUAGGUAAUAUAAAUCCUAAAAAGCUAAAUGUUAGUCAUAAAGAAGUUCAAUAUGCUUUUUCUCUACCCUUAAAACACUUUUGUGAACCUUCAAAUUGUAAAUAUACUUGUUUUAAACAAAAAUACAAUAGAUUAAUAGUUCUACCAGUUUACCUCAAUGAAUAUAAACGAAUUUGGGGUAUGACUGGAUACAUGACUUGGUUAGCGUUGUGUUCAAUCUUACCAAACAAAUUUAAGCAUAGACUAUUAACACCAAUAACUGUUAAUUAAUAUUUUUGUAAUUUUAUUAAAUAUCUAUGAAUAUAUUGAUUAAAUAUUUGCAAC
Messenger RNA from Daktulosphaira vitifoliae (grape phylloxera), 1281 nucleotides. RefSeq names its product mitochondrial coenzyme A diphosphatase NUDT8. The transcript has a single exon. Lineage: Eukaryota; Metazoa; Arthropoda; Insecta; Hemiptera; Phylloxeridae. Bases 523 to 1227 code for a protein of 234 amino acids. The record is from RefSeq and is a predicted model, not a curated record. Gene Ontology annotation, molecular function: coenzyme A diphosphatase activity.